Pezoporus flaviventris is the source of this 2124-nucleotide messenger RNA. Its product is annotated as leucine-rich repeat-containing protein 37A-like. Lineage: Eukaryota; Metazoa; Chordata; Aves; Psittaciformes; Psittacidae. Gene Ontology annotation, molecular function: protein binding. The coding region runs from base 1 to 2124 and encodes 707 amino acids. The transcript is spliced from 10 exons. The record is from RefSeq and is a predicted model, not a curated record.
AUGGCACCGCUGCAGCUGCUGCUGCUGCUGCUGCUGCUGCUGCUGGGCCUGGCCCCCAGUCUGGCCGGGCCCCUGGAGCCCUGCCCGGGGCUCUGCCGCUGCCGCAGGCACCGGCUGGACUGCAGCGGCGCUGCCCUGGCCCGCGUGCCCCCGGCCACGCACCAGCGAACCUUCAUUAUCCUGGAUUUCAGUGGGAACGCGCUCGCCCUCAUCCCCACGCAGGUGUGGCAGGGAUACCCGUGGGCUGAGAAGCUGGUCCUCCAGCACAACAGCCUGCGGGCAGUGAAGAGGCGCUCACUGGAGGGGCUGCUCCUGCUGAGGCACCUGGAUUUAUCUUACAACAAAAUCCAGGCGAUCGAGGCAGAUGCGUUUGAGAACCUUCCUUUCCUGGAGACCCUAAACCUGGAGGGAAAUCUCCUCACCGAGAUCCGGAGUGACGCCUUCCGGGCAUGGCACGGGAUGCAGUUCCUCCAGACACUGGUCCUGGGCCAUAACCCCCUGUCUGUUAUCGAGGACCCGUGGUUCUUCAAGCUGCCUUCAGUCACGCACCUGGACCUGGCUGCCACACGAGUGACUCGGCAGACGCUGCUCGUGCUGCUCCUGAGAACAUCCCGCUUGGAAACACUCAAGCUGUCCAACGACACGGCCUGCUGCCUCUGCCAGCACAAGCACAGCACCGAGACCCCGUGCAGGACCCUCAGCUUCGACUGCGUGAGCGUGUGCAGCACCAGUGCUCCCCGCUGCGCUCCCCUGGCAGAGACACCAGGGCCCCUGACGGGAGCCGUGCCACCCAGGAAGGGGAAGAGCAGCUCCACGUUGAAGAUCCAGCCCAAGGAGCCCUCGCUCAGGGAGCAGAGAACAGUCACGCUCACGGUUGUCCUAAGCCUGAGCAGCCCCGAUGCGUCGGCACCUUCCCCUCAGCAGCUCUCGAGCCAGGAGAGCAACACCGCCAAGGAGCUGGUGCGGAUGCUGCAGAGCGUUCAGCACAGGGGCUGGAGCAGCUCCACUGACACCAGGAGGUUCUAUUCUCUGGCAGAGGGGCUCGUGGCACAGCUCAAGACCAAGCUGCACAAGGCCGUGAGCAUCUUGACUGUGAAAAGCCCCAGCACAGCCCAACCAGCGCAGAGCGACGAGGGGCAGGAGAUGCCAGCAGGACAGGGAGGAAGAGCCACAGGCUGGGAACGCCGUGAACCUGGCCGGCACUUGACCCGGGCAGAAUCCGUCCUUUGGGAAGCAGUCCAGAGGCUGGACAUCAGUGACAUCCUGCCUGUCUCCGGCCACCAGCGAGCACCUCCUGCAGCACAGCUCCCUACACCAAACCCAACAGAGGCCCCGCAUCUGGCCCAGGCUGGUUGGAAUCACAGUCACACCAAUGCCCUCCAAGAAAGCAACACGGCGGAUGGGAUGGAGGAUGAGGAGGGGGCAGAAGUCCAGGAGGAAGCACCAGCUCCAACUCCGGACUCUGCUGGGACCAGCAAGGAGCAGAAGCUGCAGGACAGUGAAAGGACAGUGGGCAGCAAGGGUGCAGAGGAAGAGCUCCCAGCAGCAGAGGGUGGAGCAGAGCAGAGACUGAGCAGUAUGCAGCAUUUCGUCCAUGCUCUGCCGGCUGACAACGGCCCCCCUGCUGCCAGCAGCGCUCCAGAGGCCACGGCUGCAGCAGAGCGUUCCCCUCGGGGCGGGAGCCCACCCAGCACCCCUGCAAGCACCACCAGGCGCGGGCAGCACAAGGGGCAGGAACCGCCCGUCCCAACGGCACCCGGCAGCUCCAGCGCCCCGGGCAGCGCGGCCACACCAGGAGCCGCCUUUGACUUCUUGUUCAGCCGCCACCGGCACUCACUGGUGCCAGACCGAGCCCUGCACGAGUUCAUGGCACGCGUGGCUCGAGCCCUGCGUGGGGACUGUGGCCUGCCCCAGCUCCAGCCGGCCUGCUCCAGCAUGGUCUCGAGGAUGGGGCUGCUCCUGAAGCUGCUGAGCGAGAGGCAGCGUGACCCGGAGCCCUCUGACCUCCUGGAGCAGUGUGUGUGGGAGGAGGAUGCCGGCACCUCGCAUCCCCGUGCCCAGCCCAAGGACAUGGACAGGGAUGGGAAUGGAAGGGGCCUCCUUUUCCUUUCCUCUCCACCCUAA